CUCUUUCUUUUUCCUCUCUCUAUAUAUUGGUCGCAUCUCUCCUCGGACUUUAAAUAUUUCCCAGACUCUCUCAACCCACCCAAGAAACGAAGUCUCUGGUCGAAUUCUUUAUCAGGAAGAAAUGGGUCGCUCAAGCCGCUCAAGCCGAACCAUUUAUGUGGGAAAUCUCCCCGGAGAUAUCCGUGAGAGUGAAGUGGAAGACUUGUUUUACAAGUAUGGUCGUAUUGUGGAUAUUGACUUGAAAAUUCCUCCUCGACCACCUGGUUAUGCAUUUGUGGAGUUUGAUGAUUACCGUGAUGCUGAUGAUGCUAUUCGCGGUCGAGAUGGUUAUAACUUUGAUGGUCACCGAUUAAGGGUUGAACUCGCACAUGGUGGGCGAGGAUCAUCAUCAUCAUAUGAUCGCUACAGCAGUUACAGUAGUGGAGGGAGUCGUGGUGGUGUUUCAAGGCGCUCUGACUAUCGUGUUUUGGUCACAGGGCUGCCACCUUCUGCUUCAUGGCAGGACUUGAAGGAUCACAUGCGUCGAGCAGGUGAUGUCUGUUUCUCUCAAGUUUUCCGUGAUCGUGAUGGUAUGAGAGGGAUUAUUGAUUACACCAACUAUGAUGAUAUGAAGUACGCGAUACGGAAACUUGAUGAUUCUCUGUUUCGCAAUCAGUAUUCCCGGGCUUACAUACGGGUGGAGGAGUACGAUCUACGAAGAAGCUUCUCCAAAAGUCCUAGUAGGAGUCCUGGCUAUUCAAGGAGUAGGAGUCCUGGCUAUAGCUACAGCAGCAGGAGCAGGAGUGCUUCUCCAAGGGCCAGAUACUCUCGUCGCUCUCCAUCUAGAUCUCUCUCAAGGUCUGUUUCAUCAGGGGCUCUGUCUGACUCCCCUCGUUAUGUUUCAAGAUCUCCAAGGAAAUUUAGAAGCCCAAUACUAUCUCGCCGCAAAUAUGCAAGCAGAAGUCCAAGCCUUAGUAGGAGCCGCAGCAGGAGCAUCUCUGGAUCUCUAUCUCCUGUGAGAUCUGAUUGAAGCUGAUUCAAGCUCUACCUGGCUGACUUUAAAUGAGGGUUCUACGGAGCAGACUUAGGACCCAAUCAUUUGUUCCCUGGGAUUUGGAUUAGUAAUAUUGUGUUGCGGCUUUUGCAAGGAACAUGCUGUCACCUUCAUCCCCCCUUCACAGAACUUACAUGACGUAUGAAUUUGGCCUGAUAAAUAUGUAUACCUUAUGAUGUGGAGAUUGAUUUUCGCAUUAGAACUUCUGAUUACUGUGUCCUCUCUUGUCGGCGCUCUCAUUUUCCUUCUGCAUAUCCUAUCCUUAUAUAUUAUGGUUGUCGUCUUACGCAUCAAUGGGUAUAUAUAGCGCUGUUGCUUUUAUUGA
This is a messenger RNA of Coffea eugenioides, 1358 nucleotides long. RefSeq names its product serine/arginine-rich splicing factor SR30. The record is from RefSeq and is a predicted model, not a curated record. Lineage: Eukaryota; Viridiplantae; Streptophyta; Magnoliopsida; Gentianales; Rubiaceae. Bases 122 to 1009 code for a protein of 295 amino acids. Gene Ontology annotation, molecular function: mRNA binding. The transcript has 14 exons. Gene Ontology annotation, cellular component: nucleus; ribonucleoprotein complex; cytoplasm.